AUGUUAGAUACUGCCCAACGAGACAAUGAAACUUCUUUACUGUCAACGACAGCUUUAGAGGGAACAUGGCCAUUAAGAAUAAGUCUGAUGUUGCAAAAAUUGAAAACCGCUUGGGUACUUCCGGCUGUAUGCUAUUCAGCCGUAGUAAACGUCGUGGUGCCCGAGUUGGGGAAUCUUCUACUAGCACAUGUAGUGUAUGCAUCUGCAUACGAAUUGAUUCGUAGAAUUGAUCUAAAGAAUUUGAUAAUAAAUUUAACUCUUGAGCAUUACAAAUCGGACGAUAUAAUAUCACCUCUAUACGGUAUAUUCCUAUCAAUAAUGCAAGAAGAAAACAGACAAUUCAUGACUAGACUCACCAACAUGGAGACUAUUCUCAAAGCACCACCAGUGAGAAGACUGUCUCGCCCGACCCCACCAUCACCAUCAACUCUUGUUGCAUAUGACGACUCUUCCGAUUCAAGCAUAGAAACGAAAAAGAGUUCGAGAUCACAGAAACGAUUAAAUCGCAUAAAAGAACGAAGAAGGUCACAGCGAAAGAAUAGUGAACCUCUGUUACCUUUGCGAGAAAACGUCUGUGCUGAUGACAUGCAAAGAUUAAACCUUGAUGCAAAUGACAGUUACAUACAAUCGAAAGAAGACAUUAAUGACGCACAUAACACCCACGCGACUAAUACAAACAUUCCUACAAAGUAUUACACAAAACGUAUCAAUGACGAAGUACCACUCAUGGAUCCACUCCAAUCAUAUGAUCUGACUCACAUCAGCACGGGAGGAGUUGGCAAAGUGUACAAAGCAACGCAUAAGCGAAGCGACCGUGUUAUUGCUAUUAAAGCUGUGCCGAUAACGUCUUCCAAGUUAAUACAUUUGACGUAUGCUGAAGUGUUUGCAUCGAGAGUCUUGAGACAUCCGAAUAUAGUGUCGUUUUAUAGUAAUUGCAGAAACCAAGACGAUUUAUGUAUAUUGAUGGAGUAUUGUGAGAGGGGUAAUUUGUUAAAAGUGAAGAGUAAGAAACAAGAAUCCAAGAUGAAUGAAAAAGAGAUUGCAUACGUCAUUAGGGAAGUUGCCAAGGGGUUGGAAUAUAUCCAUACUCAAGGAUUUAUACAUCGAGAUAUUAAAGCACAGAACAUUCUUGUCACUAUGGACGGCAAGAUAAAAAUAGCUGACUUCGGCUCAAUUUCGCUUCACCCCCGAGCACACCUUAAACUGGGUACUCUUUAUUGGAUGGCACCGGAACUUCUCUCCGACAAACCCUACGACAACAAAAUCGACAUAUGGUCUCUUGCCAUUACGGCAAUCGAACUGCUCGACGGUCAUCCACCUUGGUUCCCACUGGGCCAACGACGAGUAGUCGAAUUGAUCAAAACAGUUGGAACUCCGCCAAUACCGAGUAACGUGUCACAAGAAUUCGAAGCGUUCUUGAGAAGUUGUUUGGUGGUCGACGUAAAGGAACGGCCGAGUGCAAAAAAUUUAUUGUGGUGUGAUUUUUUGAAAAGUGGGAUUGGAAUCAAAAUAUAA
Molecule: messenger RNA, 1515 nt
Organism: Paraglomus brasilianum
Lineage: Eukaryota; Fungi; Glomeromycota; Glomeromycetes; Paraglomerales; Paraglomeraceae
Source: the annotation of a GenBank genome assembly